ACCUGGACAAUGUGGUUCAAGACUAUCACGAUCCUCGCCUUAAUUAUUUCCACGACAUCGAAGAAGCUGGUGGACCUGUCCGGCCGUGGUAUGAAGAAAGAAGAUUUUUUCGUGAGGAUGCAAUCGCAGUUCAGUCUGCAAGAAGUCACCGAUCUUAUUCUUCGGAAUAACGAAUUUGACAGUUUCCUCGACUGCUCCACCAAUCUUGAGAAUUUAAGGACACUGGAUCUGUCACAGAAUCAUCUUAAACGGUUUUUCUUCCUCUGUAAAGACGAAUACAAUUUACAAAUGUUAAACAUCAGUCACAACAAACUCGAAUACAUCGAUGACAAUGCCUUCAACGAUCGAAUCCCGAAGCUUAAGAUACUCGAUCUUUCGUGCAACAAAUUAUCGAUCGUUAACGAAACUAUGCUGGAACAUUUCAAAAUUUUAGAAUACCUUACGCUAGCCAACAAUCCGAUCAACGAUGGUAUUCAUGAAAAUGCUUUAUGGAAUUUAAAGGCGCUGCGGUACUUGAACCUGAGCAAUGUAUCGUCUUCGCAUUUCUCCUCGGAACUUUUCAAGACGCUGUCUAAUUUAUCUACCUUAGAUUUGUCACAUAACCCCGUGAACAUGAUUCCACUAUUACCAAUCAGUCUAGAAGAGCUCGACUUGUCCGACACGCAUAUAACACGAUUCCGAUAUGUCUAUUUACCUCGACUACGAGAACUGAAAUUGAAUAACAUGCAAGCUCUACAGGAAUUAGUACUCAAUGAUUUCGAAAACUUCAUCAGUUUAGAAAUACUAUCUCUAGAUGGAUCGAAGAAAGUAAAAUUUCUAAAAAUGUUCCCAUACGACGAUCGCCUGCUGCCACGACUGCAACGCCUCUCGAUAAGCAACUGCGGCCUGAAAACCUUGGAGUACAACCUCAUGUCGAUAAUAAAGAGAACGCCAAUUUUGACUUUAGAAAACAAUCCGUGGAACUGCGACUGCAAGAUGCAAUGGCUGAAUAUAGUGAACGCAACGAGGGCAAUUAGUCGAGAAAUAAGGUGCAGCAGCCCUAUUCAACACGCGAACAAACAGCUGAGCGAGAUACCGAGUCAGGAGCUGGAGUGCGACGACGAGGCGACGUCGUUCCAUCCGGUGCUGUGGGCCUGCAUUUUCAUAUUGGUGGUGUCCACGGUCCUGGCGGUGGGCUUCUUCGUGGUGAGACGACCGAUCGGUCACUGGGACAUCAGGCGAAAGAACCGAGACACGGUCACCUAUACGAACGUGGACGAGUCCUCGAACGAUCUGGUGAGAAUCCUGGCUGUCGGCGAGACGGUGGAACGGAACGAGGAGUGA
This is a messenger RNA of Eufriesea mexicana, 1323 nucleotides long. Its product is annotated as leucine-rich repeat neuronal protein 1. Gene Ontology annotation, molecular function: protein binding. The record is from RefSeq and is a predicted model, not a curated record. The transcript is spliced from 4 exons. NCBI's taxonomy places the organism in Eukaryota, Metazoa, Arthropoda, Insecta, Hymenoptera, Apidae. Bases 10 to 1323 code for a protein of 437 amino acids.